Messenger RNA from Ornithodoros turicata, 3097 nucleotides. RefSeq names its product 116 kDa U5 small nuclear ribonucleoprotein component-like. The transcript is spliced from 24 exons. Gene Ontology annotation, cellular component: U4/U6 x U5 tri-snRNP complex; U2-type catalytic step 2 spliceosome; cytosol. The coding region runs from base 112 to 3039 and encodes 975 amino acids. Gene Ontology annotation, biological process: mRNA splicing, via spliceosome. The record is from RefSeq and is a predicted model, not a curated record. Lineage: Eukaryota; Metazoa; Arthropoda; Arachnida; Ixodida; Argasidae. Gene Ontology annotation, molecular function: GTP binding; U5 snRNA binding; GTPase activity.
UGGCUAGAAUGAACUUUUCGUCCGAUAACACUGGGUAGCGGCAUGUCGGCUUGUUCGUAACUUUUGUAGUAACUUUGUCGUUUGUAUUGCGUAGGGAACCACAGUAUAAACAUGGAUGCCGAUCUUUAUGACGAGUUUGGAAAUUAUAUUGGGCCUGACUUGGAAAGCGACUCUGAGGAAGAGGACGAUGAACGAUAUGAUCGUCAAGCAACAGAACAGCAAGAAUUUCAGGAGGAUGAGGACAUGGAUGGAGGCGGAGAUGAUGAAGAUGCGGGCGAUAUGCAAGUUGUACUCCAUGAAGAUAAGAAAUAUUACCCUUCUGCUAUUGAAGUGUACGGUCCUGAUGUUGAAACCAUAGUUCAAGAGGAAGAUGCCCAGCCACUAACAGAGCCAAUCAUCGCUCCUGUAAAAAAACGCAAAUUUGCGCACGUUGAGCAAGAUCUUCCAGAGACAACAUAUGAUUUGGAGUUUCUCACCGACCUGAUGGAUAAUUCGGAACUCAUCAGAAACGUGGCUUUAGUAGGACACUUGCAUCAUGGAAAGACAUCAUUUGUUGACUGUCUAAUAGAGCAGACACACCCUCACAUGCGACCCAAGGAAGGCAAAAGUCUCAGAUACACAGACACGUUAUACACAGAGCAGGAGAGAGGAGUGAGCAUCAAGGCCAGCCCGGUCACAUUGCUGCUUCAAGAUUUGAAGCAGAAAUCCUUCGUUAUCAAUGUCUAUGAUACACCAGGGCAUGUGAACUUCUCUGACGAAGUAACAGCAGCGAUACGUUUGUGUGACGGUGUUGUGCUGUUUAUAGACGCAGCCGAAGGAGUAUGCUUGAACACUGAACAACUCCUGAAGCAUGCUGUGCAGGAAAAACUUGCUAUUUGUAUCUGCAUAAAUAAAAUAGACAGGCUUGUCUUGGAAUUGAAACUACCACCUCAGGAUGCCUACUACAAGCUGAGGAACAUCAUCGAAGAAGUUAAUUCUCUCAUAACGUUGUACUCUGAAGACCCACAGCAACAGCAGGUGUCGCCCCUUCUGGGCAACGUCUGCUUUGCUAGCUCUUUCUACAGCCUCUGCUUCACGCUGCGUUCUUUUGCCGCUAUGUAUGCCCAUACGUACGGCGGUGUCAACGUUGGAGAGUUUGCUCGGCGCCUUUGGGGUGACAUCUAUUUCAACAGCAAAACCCGGAAGUUCACCAAAAAGUCACCCCACAGCUCAGCUCAGCGGAGCUUCGUUGAGUUCAUUCUCGAGCCUUUGUACAAGCUGUUUGCUCAGGUUGUUGGAGACGUUGACGAAGGCCUGCCAAAGUUGCUAGAUGAAUUGGGCAUCAAGCUGUCCAAAACAGAAAUGAAACUGAACGUUCGUCCACUUCUUCGUCUCAUUUGCUCGCGCUUUGUUGGAGAGUUUACAGGGUUCGUGGAUAUGUGUGUCAGUCACAUCCCACCUCCGGCACAUGUCUCGAAACAGAAAAUUGAGUACGUCUACACAGGCCCUUUGGAUUCCGAGUUGGGAGAGGCUAUGCUGAACUGUGAUCCCGAGGGGCCCCUCAUAGUGCAUACCACGAAACAAUACUCUACCCAUGACGCAACAAGCUUUCACGUGUUUGGCCGGGUGAUGAGCGGAACGCUGCACGCUAACCAGGACGUUAGGGUGUUGGGAGAGAAUUACACAUCAACUGACGAAGAAGACUCUCGAGUUCUUUCCUGCGGAAGGCUCUGGGUGUACGAAUCUAGGUACAAAGUUGAAGUGAAUCGUGUGCCGGCUGGCAACUGGGUUCUGAUCGAAGGCAUUGACCAGCCCAUAGUGAAGACCUCCACAAUUGUGGAUGUUGGUGCUCAGGAAGAACUUUUCAUUUUCCACCCGCUGCGAUUCUGCACGCAUUCCGUCAUCAAGAUAGCCGUGGAACCCGUUAAUCCUUCGGAACUGCCGAAGAUGUUAGAUGGUCUUCGCAAGGUUAACAAGUCGUACCCACUUGUUAACACUAAGGUGGAAGAGUCCGGAGAGCAUGUUAUUUUUGGAACAGGUGAACUUUACUUGGACUGUGUCAUGCAUGAUCUUCGAAAGAUGUACUCUGAGAUAGACAUCAAAGUGGCUGAUCCGGUCGUGUGUUUCUGCGAGACUGUGGUUGAAACGUCAUCGCUGAAGUGUUUUGCUGAAACACCAAACAAAAGGAACAAGAUAACAAUGAUCGCAGAGCCUCUGGAGAAAGGCUUAGCGGAAGACAUUGAGAAUGAAGUUGUGCAGAUCUCGUGGAACCGCAAACGUUUGGGCGAGUUCUUCCAGACAAAAUACGAUUGGGAUUUGCUCGCUGCCCGUUCUAUCUGGGCCUUUGGGCCAGAUGCUACUGGACCCAAUAUUCUUGUGGAUGAUACUCUGCCAUCUGAGGUGGACAAAGGUCUGUUGAGUAUGGUGAAAGAUAGCAUAAUCCAAGGAUUCCAGUGGGCAACCCGCGAAGGUCCACUCUGUGAAGAACCUAUAAGGAACUGCAAGUUUAAGAUACUGGAUGCAACCAUUGCCAACGAGCCUAUCCACCGUGGCGGCGGCCAGGUCAUUCCAACUGCACGACGUGUGGCUUACUCAGCUUUCCUCAUGGCCACGCCACGUCUGAUGGAACCGUAUUCUUUUGUGGAGGUGCAAGCACCAGCCGACUGUGUGUCCGCUGUCUACACCGUGCUUGCAAGACGGAGAGGUCAUGUCACCCAGGACGCUCCUGUUCCUGGAUCACCAUUGUACACAAUCAAGGCUUUCCUGCCAGCCAUAGAUUCUUUUGGUUUUGAAACUGACCUUAGGACUCACACACAGGGCCAAGCAUUCUGCAUGUCCAUGUUCCAUCACUGGCAGAUCGUUCCAGGAGAUCCCUUGGACAAGACAAUCAUGAUCAGACCUUUGGAGCCCCAGCCCGCUCCACAUUUGGCCAGAGAGUUCAUGAUCAAGACACGAAGGAGAAAGGGUCUCAGCGAAGACGUCAGCAUCAACAAGUUCUUCGACGACCCUAUGUUGCUCGAGCUGGCACGUCAAGAUGUCAUGCUCUCUUAUCCUCUUUAAGCCACAUUCAUAUGUCUUGUACAGAUUCUCACCAUUACAUUUCUGAAAUGGCACAACA